AGGGAAUGCUGACUGGUGGCUGCAGCGCCCUAGCGGUGGCCUCAUGGGCACAAGCCAUGCAGCAAGUCCUGGACAACCUGGGAUCCCUCCCCAAUGCCACGGGGGCUGCAGAGCUCGACCUGAUCUUCCUUCGCGGCAUUAUGGAAAGCCCCAUAGUAAGAUCCCUGGCCAAGGCCCACGAGCGGCUGGAGGAGACGAAGCUGGAGGCCGUCCGAGACAACAACCUGGAGCUGGUGCAGGAGAUCCUGCGGGACCUGGCGCAGCUGGCUGAGCAGAGCAGCACCGCCGCGGAGCUGGCUCGCAUCCUCCAGGAGCCCCACUUCCAGUCCCUCCUGGAGACACAUGACUCUGUGGCCUCAAAGACCUAUGAGACACCACCCCCCAGCCCAGGCCUGGACCCCACAUUCAGCAACCAGCCCGUACCUCCUGACGCAGUGCGCAUGGUGGGCAUUCGCAAGACGGCUGGGGAGCAUCUGGGCGUGACGUUCCGUGUGGAGGGUGGCGAGUUGGUGAUCGCGCGCAUUCUGCAUGGGGGCAUGGUGGCCCAGCAGGGCCUGCUGCACGUGGGCGACAUCAUCAAGGAAGUGAACGGGCAGCCAGUGGGCAGCGACCCCCGCGCGCUGCAGGAGCUCUUACGCAGUGCCAGCGGCAGCGUCAUCCUCAAGAUCCUGCCCAGCUACCAGGAGCCUCAUCUGCCUCGUCAGGUAUUUGUGAAAUGCCACUUUGACUAUGACCCGGCCCGUGACAGCCUCAUCCCCUGCAAGGAAGCAGGCCUGCGUUUCAACGCUGGGGACUUGCUCCAGAUUGUAAACCAGGACGAUGCCAACUGGUGGCAGGCCUGCCAUGUAGAAGGGGGCAGUGCUGGCCUCAUCCCCAGCCAGCUGCUGGAGGAGAAGAGGAAAGCAUUCGUCAAGCGGGACCUGGAGCUGACACCCACCUCAGGGACCCUGUGCGGCAGCCUUUCAGGAAAGAAAAAGAAGCGAAUGAUGUAUUUGACCACCAAGAAUGCAGAGUUUGACCGCCACGAGCUGCUCAUUUACGAGGAGGUGGCCCGCAUGCCCCCGUUCCGCCGGAAAACCCUGGUGCUGAUUGGGGCCCAGGGCGUGGGCCGGCGCAGCCUGAAGAACAAGCUCAUCAUGUGGGAUCCAGACCGCUACGGCACCACAGUGCCCUACACAUCCCGGCGGCCCAAGGACUCAGAGCGGGAAGGCCAGGGCUACAGCUUUGUGUCCCGCGGGGAGAUGGAGGCCGACAUCCGUGCUGGACGCUACCUGGAACAUGGCGAAUACGAGGGCAACCUGUAUGGCACUCGCAUCGACUCCAUCCGGGGCGUGGUCGCCGCCGGCAAGGUGUGCGUGCUGGAUGUCAACCCCCAGGCAGUGAAGGUGCUGAGGACAGCUGAGUUUGUCCCUUAUGUGGUGUUCAUCGAGGCCCCUGACUUUGAGACCCUGCGGGCCAUGAACCGGGCCGCCCUGGAGAGUGGAGUGUCCACUAAGCAGCUCACGGAGGCGGACCUGAGGCGGACUGUGGAGGAGAGUAGCCGCAUCCAGAGAGGCUACGGGCACUACUUUGACCUCAGCCUGGUCAACAGCAACCUGGAGAGGACCUUCCGCGAGCUCCAGGCCGCCAUGGAGAAGCUGCGGACGGAGCCCCAGUGGGUGCCCGUCAGCUGGGUGUACUGAGCCCGUUCCCCCAGACCUUGGCUCCCUCUGGGUGGUGACCCAGAACCUGAAUCCAUCCCCUUCCCCAUCCGUGACCCCCCCACCAUGAUUCUCCACCGGCAUCCCUGGGUCUCCUUGGGUAACAGCUCCCAGCAGGCCCUAAGUCAGGCUUCAGCGCAGAGGCGUGCACUGCCAGGGAGGUGGGUGUUCAUGGGGCCCCUGUGUGCCCAGGUGCUGCCUACUCCCGACGUCCAUUGGCCACCAGCUCUCCCUCUCUGAGGGCCAGUCUGUACCCAGGAGUGUGUCAGAGCCACCUCUGUUGUACCCAGUCCAGGGCAGAGAAAAACUGCUGUGGGUCCAUGUGGUCAGCCAGCACCCUGCCCACUGCCACCUCUUCUGGUCACCUUUUAUCCCCUGGAUGGUCACACCUAUUCCAUGCUGGGCUCCUUCCGCCUCCCCUUGUGACCGAGGAGCAGGCCUUGGGCUGUUUCCAUGCGGCCAAGGGAGUGUGUGGCCCACCAGCAGCCAGGCAGGCGAGGUGGCGGUGCCAGCCUGGGCCAUCUUGGAGACUGGAGGAGCCAAAGCAUGGACCAGAGGCCGCAGCUCAGAAAGGGGCAAGGUCCCGGGAGCAGAUGCUGCCCUGCCCCUCCCUCACUCACAGCUUCUCACUGCCGAAGUCUCUCCACAGACUUCCCUGAAGUGCCCCUCACAGGUCAGCCCUGCUCUCUGUAGGCCGAGGCUGGCAGGGGGUAGCGGCUCAGCCCAGGCAGGAGUGGGUGGGAGGGCGGAGCCCUGGGACCAGGAGCUGCUGCUAUGGACAGAAAAGCUUGGAUCUCCACGGCCCGUGGGGGAUGCAUCUGGGCUCCUGUCUGUGACCUUUAGCCCUUCUGGUCUUCUCCAUGGCCAAGCCACAGCAGUCCCCUUGCAUCAGGGUGGCUCAGGUUGGGGGCACCGCAGAGGACUGCAGAGGGAGCCAUGGAGUUGGCCUGGAGAAGGACGGGUGCCUCUAAGAGCUGGUAACAGCACUCCAGGGGGCGCCAUUCACCGCAGCCUGCCCAGCCUAUGGUUUCCGGUGCUGUGGGCCCCGCCUGCUUUUCUGGUUCUGCGGUGUGUGUCAGGCUUGGUCUGGGGGAGAUGAGGCCGAGGAGGCAAUGGGUGGUUUUGUUUUGGAGAUCACUCUUUGGGGUCCCUUUUUGUGGGUUUCCCAUCAGCCCCUAUUUCUUAUAAGAUCCUUGUCCCCAAUUCCAGAGCCUCAAUCCUCCCCAGGUGUCUUCCUUCACUCUCCUAUUGUCCCCCUACCUAAAUGCCACCCUCCAGUCCUCGGGGAGGGCAAUUUUGUAAAAUAGGAGAAUCCCUUGUAAGAGAAGAAUGCUGUUCUAGACCUCUGCAGGCACCUCAUCGCCCGUCCUCUGUGAUCCGUCCUGAGUGGGCCUGUCCUCACCGGGGACCACCAGGAUGCCCCUCCCUCCGCAGCCCCUAGACCUCCCAGUGCUCUGUGUGAUCUGUCUUCGCUGCAGUGUCAGCCAAAGCUGGCCCCUGAACCACUGUGUGCCCAUUUCCUAGGGAAGGGGAGGGAGAAUAAACAGAGUAUUUAUUACAAA
This is a messenger RNA of Tupaia belangeri chinensis (Chinese tree shrew), 3262 nucleotides long. RefSeq names its product MAGUK p55 scaffold protein 2 (gene MPP2). Gene Ontology annotation, molecular function: protein binding. The transcript has 12 exons. The record is from RefSeq and is a predicted model, not a curated record. The coding region runs from base 6 to 1682 and encodes 558 amino acids. NCBI's taxonomy places the organism in Eukaryota, Metazoa, Chordata, Mammalia, Scandentia, Tupaiidae.